AUGUCCUUCUACCUAGUAGCCACCCACCUCACCUCAUUUGGCAACGGCACUCAGAGGAUGGCCUCCGAAGGAGAUCUUAAACACGCACUGCCUCUUUCAUUGUGUAAUAACAAUUGUCAGCCAGGUUAUAGAAGAGCAAAGAAGGAAGGGAAGCCAUUUUGUUGCUAUGAUUGCCUUCCAUGUACAGAAGGGAAGAUUUCAAAACAGAAGGAUAUGGAUGUCUGUGAUCAAUGUCCAGAAGAUCAUUAUACAAAUGAUGAACAGGAUUUAUGCCUUCCCAAAGUGAUCACUUUCUUGUCUUAUGAAGAACUUUUGGGCACCAUUUUGGCCAUUUUUGCUCUUUCCUUGUCUUGCAUCACAGUUUUUGUGCUUGGGACUUUCAUGAGGUAUCACAACACACCCAUUGUCAAAGCCAACAACUGCAGUCUCUCCUACACUCUCCUCAUCUCCCUGCUGCUCUCCUUCCUUUGUGUUUUCCUCUUCAUUGGUCGACCUGAGAAGUCGACCUGUCUUCUUCGACAACCGGCCUUCAGCAUCAUUUUCUCGGUUGCUAUUUCUUGCCUGUUGGCCAAAACCAUCACAGUGGUCCUAGCUUUCAUGGCCAAAGAGCCAGGGUCUACUAGGAGAAAGUGGGUAGGGAAAAGACUGUCCAUCUCCCUUGUCCUUUCCUGCUCUCAUCUUCAAGCAGGCAUUUGUGCAAUAUGGUUAGGAACCUCUCCUCCAUUCCCGGAUUUUGACAUGCAGUCCCUGACUAGGGAGAUUAUAGCAGAAUGUAACCAAGGGUCUGUCUUCAUGUUUUAUCUUGUUCUCGGCAACAUGGGACUUCUGUCCAUCAUCAGCUUCAUUGUGGCUUUCCUUGCCAGGAAGUUGCCAGACAGCUUUAAUGAGGCCAAGUUUAUCACCUUCAGCAUGUUGUUGUUCUGCAGUGUUUGGUUGUCUUUUGUUCCUACCUACUUGAGCACCAAAGGGAAAUAUAUGGUGGCUGUGGAGAUCUUCUCCAUCUUAGCUUCUAGUGCUGGGCUACUGGCUUUUAUCUUUUUCCCCAAAUGCUACAUCAUUUUGCUGAGGCCUGAACUGAACAAAAGGGACCAGCUAGUAAAGAGAACAUAUUGA
Hemicordylus capensis (graceful crag lizard) is the source of this 1113-nucleotide messenger RNA. RefSeq names its product vomeronasal type-2 receptor 26-like. Gene Ontology annotation, biological process: G protein-coupled receptor signaling pathway. Gene Ontology annotation, cellular component: membrane. Lineage: Eukaryota; Metazoa; Chordata; Lepidosauria; Squamata; Cordylidae. Bases 1 to 1113 code for a protein of 370 amino acids. Gene Ontology annotation, molecular function: G protein-coupled receptor activity. The transcript is spliced from 3 exons. The record is from RefSeq and is a predicted model, not a curated record.